GUUUUGUUUCCGUUUCUUCCAUUUCCGUUCUAACUUUCCUGAAUCAAAAGUGCGAUGUGUGGCGAUCGUUUAAAAGUUUCAAAAGUUCCCCAAAGUCACCGUUUACACAAUUUUAGUGUUAUAUUUCGAAACUCAAAACGACUCCAAUAUGGCAACUACGUUUGCAUGUUCUCGCGCGUCCUCGCUCUUCAAACCAUCGCCUUCUAGCAGUGCUAAGCUACCGAAUAAUAACAAAGUACUGCGGAUCAGAGUUUUUGGGAUGGUUUAAGAACGUUUAUUAUGGCAUGUACAUGUCCGUUAGAUAGGAAAUAAUCGUGAUGGGCCUAGUCACAUCCCAGGCCUCGGUUUUGCGUGAGAGUUGUAGGGGUUGAGAGAGGCGCCUCGGUGGUUCAGCAGUCUCCUCCUCUCCGCUCCCUCCAUGGAGGCUCACAAUAAACCAUGUUUAGAGGAACUUAACUGUUCACCGCUGACACGUCGGUCUGCUUCCUAAAACAAAGCCACAAAGGCAUUCCUGGUGACUGAAUAUCACUGGUAGAAUGUCAAAAAGUGAGGCUGAGGAGAUGAUUGAGAUUGAGAUUGAUGGACAAGAAAAACAAGAAUGCCUAGAAGAAGGAAUCGAGGAGCAGACCAUCACAGCGAGCGAUCUCAUCACUCAGGACAUCGAUAUCAAUGAGCCUGUUGGUAACUUGAAGAAGUUGCUGGAGCCCCGACUACAGAUUGCUCUGGACGGAUAUGAUAUUUGUCUGCAGGACAUCCACCUGCACCCUGACCACAGCCUUUUUGACCAGGGUGUGAAGACUGAUGGCACAGUGCAGCUCAGUGUGCAGAUCGUCACCAAACCAGGUGAGGAGAAGUUGAACAUACUGGAGAUAGUAAAGCCAGUAGAGACAGUGGAGGUGGUGAUAGAUCCUGACGCAGCCACAGGAGAGGAGGCUCACUUGGUGGAGGAUGGUCAGAUGAUAGCAGUGGAGCGAGCUGCCAUUGCAGAUGAGACCUCUGAACAGGUGACCCGAUGGGCAGCCGCACUGGAGGGCUACCGCAAGGAGCAGGUCCGGCUCAGUAUUCCUUAUGACCCGGUGCAAUGGACGGCAGAUCAGGUGAUCCACUGGGCCGUGUGGGUGAUGAAGGAGUUCAACAUUGAGGAGAUUGAGGUUGGAGGCAUCCACAUCCCGGGUCGGCAACUGUGCGCCUUCAGUCAAGAGGAGUUUCUCCAGAGAGUGCCCAAUGGAGAGAUCCUUUGGAGCCACCUGGAGCUGUUGCGCAAAUAUGUUCUGGCAAGUCAGGAGCAGGGACAGGAAGCUACAGUCACUAUUGACCAACCUGUGCAGAUCAUCCCUGCGCCUGUACAACAGGUCACACCCACAACCAUUAAGGUGCAGAAGCAUAACAAAGUGCCCCGAGCUCCACGCAUCUCUGGAGAGGAGCGCAGUUCACCUGGAAACCGUACAGGUAAUAAUGGACAAAUUCAGUUAUGGCAAUUCCUGCUAGAGCUGCUGACUGAUAAGGAUGCCAGGGACUGCAUUUCCUGGGUUGGGGAGGAGGGCGAGUUCAAACUCAACCAGCCAGAACUGGUGGCUCAGAAAUGGGGACAGAGGAAGAACAAACCCACCAUGAACUAUGAGAAGCUCAGCAGAGCCCUCAGAUACUACUAUGAUGGAGACAUGAUCAGCAAAGUGCAGGGCAAGCGCUUCGUCUACAAAUUUGUUUGUGACCUGAGAACUCUGAUUGGCUACAGCGCUGCUGAGCUCAACAGCCUGGUGACGGAGUGCGAGCAGAAGAAACUGGCCCGGGUGCAGCUGCAUGGCAUCGGGCAACCCGUCAGCACAGUUGCCCUGGCAACGGCCGCAGGACAGCCAGUCACCACAGUCACGCUGGCCACUGCUGCCACACUGGAGAAGGACAGCUGAGUGGGAGGGGCUAUGUGAGAUAUGAUGAGAUGAGAAGGGCAAAGCAAAGCAUGGGCAAAGACUUUGGGCAGGACAAGUGCAUUUAUGAAUGGGUGUAUGUGUGUGUCUGUGUAUAUAUAAAAAUAUGUGUUAAGGGACAUUAUAGCAGGUCUCAAAAGAGAGCAUGAUUCGGGGUGUGUGUGUGAGAGUGAGAGUGAGAGAGAGAAUGACCAUAUUUGAGCUUUGAGUUUGUGUAUGCUUCUUCUCUGACUUCAGGGUAGCAUUGGCUGCAUUUUCAUUGUGUAUAUACUCUAUGUUUUUGAUAGCCACAACGGCAGUGUAUUUUGAUAUUUUCCAUUUCUAAAGGAUUUUUUUUUUUUUUUUUUUAAUUUUGAGGUUGACUCCCUUAAGGUGCGGUACUUUUAAAUGUCCACCAGGGGGAAAUAAAGAGAACUUUUGAAUAGA
Messenger RNA from Ictalurus punctatus (channel catfish), 2351 nucleotides. It is a transcript of the gene gabpa, whose product is annotated as GA binding protein transcription factor subunit alpha. Gene Ontology annotation, cellular component: nucleus. The record is from RefSeq and is a predicted model, not a curated record. Gene Ontology annotation, biological process: cell differentiation; regulation of transcription by RNA polymerase II. Lineage: Eukaryota; Metazoa; Chordata; Actinopteri; Siluriformes; Ictaluridae. The transcript has 10 exons. Bases 537 to 1907 code for a protein of 456 amino acids. Gene Ontology annotation, molecular function: sequence-specific DNA binding; DNA-binding transcription factor activity, RNA polymerase II-specific.